CCAACCAUGGCAAAGCCAACACGCGGGUCCCAUCCAUAAGGCCUAGCCCGAGCUGGAAAAAUUUACCCUGCCUGUCUUCGUUCAUCAGCUUAAUUUACCGGCUUAUGCCGCGCCUCCGCGCCUCUGCCUGUCCACCUUUCUUUGAGCUCUUGUCGUUGUCGUUGGCCAGCCUCGAUCCUCGGUGCCAAAGUUUGUGCCGCGGCGGAUCGUCUCCUUCUCAUAUACCAUCGGUGAAGGAGCUAUGUAAGGACUAUAGACAAGAGAUACGUUGUGCCCGAGGCUGGUUGCCACUGACGGCAUCGAACAAUGUUACCUUUGCCUCCAACCAUGGCUCCAACAGAUCCGACGUCUCGGUGCCAGCGGCCCAUUGCCUCUGAAGGGAUUGAAUUGUGUUUCAUCGAUCGCAGGACUCUCAUAUGGCUACCUCAGACGGACUUGAGGGCGUUUUGCCGGCUGACCAUAGCCUCUGGAAUGUCCCUUUUCCCUCAAUGCCCAGAAGUUUCUCG
This is a messenger RNA of Colletotrichum phormii, 506 nucleotides long. RefSeq lists its product as uncharacterized. The record is from RefSeq and is a predicted model, not a curated record. The transcript has a single exon. Bases 105 to 377 code for a protein of 90 amino acids. NCBI's taxonomy places the organism in Eukaryota, Fungi, Ascomycota, Sordariomycetes, Glomerellales, Glomerellaceae.